AUGGCUGCUCGUAAUCAGCCACCAUUCAAUGAUCUAUUUCAUGGUUUUCAUGAUGAUGACGAUGAAGAAGCGGAUGAAUAUGUUGAUUUCAAUAAUCCAUAUCGAACAAUGGACAAAGAUGAUGACAUCUCUGAUGUGAUUGAAAUUCAAGGAACAGAAGAAGAAAUAGAACGACAAUUAUCAACAACUACUGAACCUUCACAAUCAUCAUCGUCAUCAUCAUCAGUUUAUCAAAAAUUUGAACGAAUGUUUCGACCAAUCGUCGAUAAAGUACCUCAUGUGUUUAAUAUGAAACAUCUCUAUCAAUUGGUUAUUCUUCAACAUCAAUUAACCUUUAUUCAAUUGAAUAUUAAAUUGUGGACAGCCUAUUUAUAUUCGGGUACAGGUCGAUUACUCAAUCAAGAAGAACAAGCAACAGUAAUGAUACAUACUAUGCCAAAUAUUUGGCCUGAAGAUGUGAAAAUAAUGAUGAUUGAGAAACGAAUAACAACAGCAAAGAAUACCAAUGAAAUCAGUGAUAACUAUUGUCUUAAUUAUGUUCAGCAAACUCUCCGUGAAUUUCAAGAACAAAUAACUCGUUAUCAGAAUGAAUUGGAUAUGAAACAAACUGAUGUAGAUGUGACAUAUUGGACAUCAGCAAUCAAACAAGCAAUGGAGAACUUUGUUGAACAACAAGGUAUCAAAGCACAUCGAUUACGUAUUGAAGGAAAACUUCUUCUCAUCAAAUAUGAUUAUAGAGAUCGAUGUCUUGAACUAGCUUUUCAAAACGAAAAUCCAAAUGAAUCUCAAAUGAAAAAAUUUCGAAAUCUUAUUCAAACUAAAUUUGAUAAAGAAAAAGCUAUUUGUGAAGUAGCUCUAUUGAAGCAACGUCUUCUUUACAGAUGUUUACCAGAAACGAUUGCUAAUAUACAAUUACCUGCACCAAUAUCAUUAGCUAGUAUUCAGAAUGAAAAAACUCGUCAACGUCUUAUAAAUCGACAUGAAAAGAUUGUCGAACGAACAAAAUCUGAUAUGAUACAUGUCUAUGUUAUAGUUGCUGAAAUACAAAUGAAUGAAUAUACAAUGAAAUUUGAUACAGAUAUGGCUCAAAUGGAAAAAGAUCAACGUACUGCUCUUGAUCAUGAAAAACUCAAUGAACCCAUGUUAAAUAUUAUCAAACAACGUCUUCAAAACAUCGAUGAACGUUUUCGUUGUUUACACCAAUUAAAAUUACAUUUUUUUCGAGCAAACUCCGACAACCAAGAACUAGAUUUGAUUCAUCAUCGGAGCAUUGAUAUACUAUCAAACAAAUCUACUAAGAACUCUUGUGCACCAACGCUGAUUCAAGAUGCUAUUCAUUAUCUUUCAAGAAAAGAAUUAGCAUUUCUUCAUCGUGGUCCAACUUAUGUUUCACCAUGUCAAUUACAUGAUCCUUCAUCACCAAUUAUCUUUGAUCUUGCACUAAACAAACACAUAGCACCACUUCAACAACAACUUACCAAACUAUUUACAAAACAUAAUGUUAAUUUCACUUGUCGCUUGGCUUUUGAAAAAGCCGUACGUAAUCAAUUUAUUCGCUCAUUUUCUGAACCUAUACCAACAUCAGUGAAAGUACGUGCAUCGAAUGAAAAAAAACUUAUUCAAUCAAUUCAAUUUCAAUUAAAACAAAAUAAUCUUAUUCUACGACGAACAGCAGAUGAUCAAAAUAUGUAUUAUCUUGGUGAACGAGAUGAAUUUGAUCGUAUAGCCAAUGAAUUUAUAGAUAAUACACUUUGUUAUGAAUGCAUUACAGUUAUAGAUAAUCAAAAUAGUAAUUUUGAACAAGAAUAUUUACAUGAAUUGAUUCAUUCCAUUAAUUCUGACUUGCAAAAAUUGCAUCAAAAUCGAAUCAUUAGAAAAGAUCAUUUACCAAAGAUCCAAAUCGAUAAAAAAGCGACGAUCAGAAUUCCACAUCUUUAUUUUCUUCCAGAAAUACAUCAUGAUGGCCAUAUAACACUACAACCAAGAUUUACUUGUUCAUCAUCAAGCCAAUAUCCAAUUCAACGAUUAGCCACAUAUCUUGAUCAAAUAAUACGACCAUUAUUUGAAAGUUAUUCUCGAUCUACCAGCUUUCGUAAUGGUACUGAUUUUAUACAACAACUACAACAUUAUUGUGGUCAAAGCAAUCGUCUUCUACCAACAACAAAUUUUAUUACAUUUGAAAUUCAACAUUUUCAUUAUCGCGUAUCACACGAAGCUCUUCGCCUAGCAUUGAAUAAAUUUCUUCAUCGUCCUGAUGUAGAACAAAUUCGACAUGAUGGUUUAACAGCAGAUGCCGUUGAAAAAUUAGUAGAAUUCGUUUUACAGUAUCAUAUUUUUAUAUACAAUGGAAAAAUCUAUCGACAUAGUAAAGGUGGUCCAUUAAAUGUACCAUUAACAGAAUUAUUAGGUAAUAUCUAUUUACAUCAGUGGCAUUUGCCACUCACAAGUGAAGUACGUCUUGCUGAUCAAUUCUAUGGUCAUUUUCAUCAUAUGGGUUUUUUAACAUGGCAUGGUUCGAGAGACAAACUCAAUAAAUGUUUUAAUGAACUCAAUCAACAACAUCCAGAUAUACCAGUCAUUAUUUCUGUUGGAUUACAUGUGAAUUUUCUCAAUGUUGAUAUUGAAAAUCGUCAAGGUAAUCUACAUACAUGUGUUUAUCAUGAUCCAAAUCAACAACCAUUUCUAUUACCCUAUGCUAUCAAUUAUCCACGAAUAUCACAUCGACAAUGGGUUCGAUUUGCUCUUCUACGUGCUGGUCAAUAUUGUAGUUCAUGGGAUGAUUUUCAAGAUGAACGCAUCUAUAUUGAAUUAACUUGUUUAGCCAAUGGUUAUUCAUUAGAUUUUGUUGAAUAUCAUAUGGAACAAUUCUUUACACGAUUUCAUCCAAUGGACAGGGGUAUUAUUCUCAAUCGAUGGACAUAUCCUACGUUUCGUACACGAUUAUUUACUUAUAUGCGUGAACAACAACAACGACAAUUAAAGAACAGUCCUUCUUUCAUUCAAUUAAGUUAUCUAUUUGAUUGGGGUUCACGAUGUGAAUUCAAUGAGAAAUUCGAUCGAUUAUGGUGGCAAAUACUUGGGUUCGAUACAAAUUUUAGAAAAUUAAAUUUAAGAGUAAAACUUAUUUCUAAACAUUGUUAUCCAUCCAAUGCUUACUUCUUUCCAUAA
Messenger RNA from Adineta steineri, 3168 nucleotides. The record is from the annotation of a GenBank genome assembly. Lineage: Eukaryota; Metazoa; Rotifera; Eurotatoria; Adinetida; Adinetidae.